Erythranthe guttata (spotted monkey flower) is the source of this 3771-nucleotide messenger RNA. RefSeq names its product Preprotein translocase SecA family protein (gene SECA2). Gene Ontology annotation, molecular function: ATP binding. Lineage: Eukaryota; Viridiplantae; Streptophyta; Magnoliopsida; Lamiales; Phrymaceae. Gene Ontology annotation, biological process: protein import; protein targeting; intracellular protein transport. Gene Ontology annotation, cellular component: membrane; chloroplast envelope. The record is from RefSeq and is a predicted model, not a curated record.
CUUAAUUACAAAACCCCAACACCAUCUCCACCAACGUCUCUCUCUCAUGACUACCGUAACUUCCUACUCCGUCUUUCCCCUUCCGCCGACGAAGUUCCGCCGCCGCCGUCAAAGUACAACUCUGCUAUGCACCAAAACCUUCUUCCCUCCAUUUACUGUUCCUCAUCCCUAUAUCCCAACUCGCCGUCGGUUCACCGUCUCUCCUAUCUCUUCGUCUCUCACGGAAAAAAUUGGUGGGAUUAAGAAAACAUGGACUGACCUAAGCAGCUUGAAUUACUGGGUGGUUAAAGAUUACUACAGACUCGUGAAUUCCGUAAAUGUUCUGGAACGUUCCAUUGUAAAACUCUCCGAUGAACAGUUGAGCGCCAAGACUGUGGAAUUUCGUCAGAGGUUGAAACAGGGUGCGAGUCUAGCUGACAUUCAAGCUGAGGCUUUUGCUGUAGUUCGUGAAGCUGCGAAAAGGAAGCUUGGAAUGCGUCAUUUUGAUGUUCAGAUUAUUGGUGGAGCUGUCCUUCAUGAUGGGUCGAUUGCAGAGAUGAAAACCGGGGAAGGGAAAACCUUAGUGUCCACUUUAGCAGCUUAUCUCAAUGCUCUAAGUGGGGAGGGUGUUCAUGUUGUUACAGUAAAUGACUACCUUGCUCAACGAGACGCUGAAUGGAUGGGCCGUGUGCAUCGUUUUUUAGGUCUCUCGGUUGGACUUAUACAGAGAGGCAUGACGCCUGAGCAGCGAAGAUCAAACUAUGGAUGCGACAUUACAUACACCAAUAAUUCGGAACUUGGUUUCGAUUAUUUGCGCGAUAAUCUUUCUGCAAGCAGGGACCAGCUUGUGAUGAGAUGGCCAAAACCCUUCCAUUUUGCAAUACUUGAUGAAGUUGAUUCUGUACUCAUUGAUGAAGGCCGAAAUCCUUUGCUGAUAAGUGGUGAGGCAAGUAAAGAGGCUGCACGAUAUCCAGUUGCCGCUAGAGUAGCCGAGUUGCUGACACGAGUCCUACAUUACAAAGUUGAGCUUAAGGAUAAUUCAGUGGAACUUACUGAGGAAGGAAUAGUACUGGCUGAGAUGGCUUUAGAAACAAAUGACUUAUGGGAUGAGAAUGAUCCUUGGGCUAGGUUUGUCUUGAAUGCCUUAAAAGCGAAAGAAUUCUACCGGCGAGAUGUACAAUACAUGGUUCGAAAUGGAAAAGCUCUUAUAAUCAAUGAGUUGACUGGUAGAGUAGAAGAAAAAAGGCGAUGGUCUGAGGGUAUCCAUCAGGCUGUGGAGGCCAAAGAAGGGCUGAAGAUCCAGGCUGAUUCUGUUGUUGUGGCCCAAAUUACCUACCAAUCACUAUUCAAACUAUAUCCCAAGCUUUCAGGGAUGACUGGGACUGCUAAAACUGAGGAAAAAGAAUUCUUGAAGAUGUUUCAAAUGCCAGUAAUUGAAGUGCCCACAAAUAUGUCAAACAUUCGUCAAGACUUGCCUAUUCAGGCAUUUGCAACUGCUAGAGGGAAAUGGGAAUAUGUUCGUGCAGAAAUUGAGUAUAUGUUUAAGCUCGGCCGGCCGGUAUUGGUUGGGACUACGAGUGUUGAGAAUUCUGAAUAUCUGUCUGAUUUGCUGAGGGAAACAAAUAUCCCCCACAAUGUCCUUAAUGCACGCCCCAAGUAUGCUGCUAGAGAAGCAGAGAUUGUAGCGCAGGCGGGUCGAAAAAAUGCGAUUACUUUAUCAACAAAUAUGGCUGGCAGGGGCACUGACAUUAUCUUAGGAGGAAAUCCAAAGAUGCUAGCUAAAGAAAUUUUGGAGGACAGUUUGCUUUCAUUUCUUACACAAAACGUUCCUGAUGUUGACAUUGAUUCAGGGACUUCAAAAAAGGUCUUAUCCAAGGUAAAUGUUGGGCCAUCAUCAUUGGGCUUGCUAGCUAAGACUGCUAUUCUGUCCAAAUAUGUAAGUAAAAGUGAGAGUAAGAGCUGGACUUAUGAUGAGGCAAGAAAUAUGAUUUCAGAGUCUAUCGAAAUGAGCCAGUCAAUGGAGUCGACAGAGUUGCAGAAGCUUAUUGAUGAGCAGACUGAGAUAUACCCUCUUGGCCCAUCUAUAGCUCUUGCUUAUUUAUCAGUUCUAAAGGAUUGUGAAUCUCACUGUUCUAAUGAAGGGUUAGAGGUGAAAAGUCUUGGAGGUCUUCAUGUGAUUGGGACUUCUUUACACGAGUCUAGGAGGAUCGAUAAUCAGCUCCGAGGCAGGGCUGGAAGACAAGGGGAUCCUGGAUCAACACGGUUUAUGGUGAGCUUGCAGGAUGAGAUGUUUCAGAAGUUCAAUUUUGAUACUGAGUGGGCAAUAAAACUUAUAUCUAGAAUUACAAAUGACGAGGAUAUCCCAAUAGAGGGUAAUGCAAUCGUGAAACAGCUUAUGUCCCUACAAAUUAAUGCGGAAAAAUACUUCUUUGGCAUAAGAAAAAGCCUCGUUGAGUUCGAUGAAGUUUUAGAGGUGCAAAGAAAGCAUGUCUAUGAUCUUCGCCAAUUAGUUUUAACGGGCGAUUCUGAUGGUUGUUCAGAGCACAUUUUCCAGUACAUGCAAGCAGUGACAGCUGAAAUUAUUUUCAAGAAUGUGGAUCCAACAAAGCAUCCAAGCAGCUGGAACUUGGGAAAACUUUUGAGGGAAUUUAAUGGAAUUUCUGGAAAAAUAUCAAAUGACUCAUUUGCAGGGGUUACUGAGGAACAAAUGCUGCAAUCACUCACCCAAAUUGAUGUCUUGAGUUCCACCGACGUUUACGAGUUUCACCUUCCAAACUUACCUGAACCUCCAAAUUCCUUUCGAGGCAUCCGCAUGAAGAGCUCGUCAUUGAAACGCUGGCUAACAAUAUGUUCUGAUGAUUCAAUUAAAGAUGGGAAAUUCAGAUCAACUGUUAAUCUUCUUUGCAAGUACCUUGGCGAUUUCUUGAUUGCUUCGUAUCUGGAUAUCAUUCAAGAAUCGGGCUACGACAGUGCUUAUGUGAAGGAAAUUGAGAGGGAAGUUCUCGUGAAAACUCUUGAUUGCUUCUGGAGGGAUCAUCUUGUGAAUAUGAACCGACUUAACUCGGCGGUGAACGUGAGAAGUUUUGGGCAUAGAAAUCCACUCGAGGAAUACAAAAUUGACGGCUGUAGAUUUUUCAUUUCAAUGCUUAGUGCCACAAGGAGGGUAACUGUGGAAUCUCUGUUACGGUACUGGUCGUCUCCCAUGGAGUCUUAAGAAUUAUAUGUAUAGAAGCAAAUACCGUUAAUUCUGCUAAAGAAAUUCGAUAUAUCCCGAGCAAGUGAUUGCAAAUACAGUUUAUGACAGCCAUCAGAAACAACUGACUGUGGAAACGAUUGGGCCAAAUAACAGGUAUGGAUGGAAUAAACUGCUAAAUUUCGGUUGAUUCAUACCCCUCGUUUCGGCUUAAAAUGUUAGCCUGGAGGUGAAAGGGUCGCGAUGAAAUUGGCCAAUCACACUGUUUCACGUGAUCCUGUCUGAAACAAGUUUCGCCUCCGAUCACAGUUCAGUUCUAACAGGUACGUGAUUUUAUAAUUAGAUUCUCAAGAUCUGAGAAAACAUUCUAUAUUAUGAAAAAUUGAAAUCUGUAGUUUCUUUUAUCUUGAGACGACGUGUAUAUUCGAUGGUAAUAAAUAAAUAAAAAAUAGGCAGAAAGAUGGGUGAGGUCAUGUUAUUAUGUUGUUGGAGGGACAAGUAUGUGCUGUUGUGUCUGAUUUUGUGUUGUGUGUUGAAAAUGGUUUUAGAGAUUUUGCUGUCUUUCUGUUUGGAGUUUUAACAACUUUCUUUGCUCCAUA